AUGUCAUAUACAGUGAAUGUAUUGAUUGGAUUCAAAACCAAUAUGGGAUCACUUGAGGGUCAUUUGUUACCUGGCACGUUUUUCAUAGUUUUCGGCUUCUGGUGGACAUAUGCUCUGUUUGACCGCUAUUUCAAAGUUCUCGUCGACUCGACUCUCACUAAAAUCCCAAAAGAUUUUGAAUGUACGGCCAGUUAUUCAAGAAUUGAAGGAUUCGUUAAGAUUAUCAGUUCUAUUAUUGGUAUCGUUUGUGAGUAUUGGACGGCUUUGGAUAAGAAUUAUGAAUUUGUUAAUAUUGGCAAUUCACAACACAUGACCAUGUAUAUAUUUUUUCUCAUUAAUGUAUACAAUGGCUAUCCGUUGCCAAAUGGUUCCGAUUACAUGUCUCUAUUUAUAGCGACGGCUGUCGAGACACUUCUCUUCUGUUUCCAUUUGCACGGAAGGACUUCACUGGACAUUCAUGUGCACACUCUCCUCAUCAUCUCAAUCAUCGCAUCAAUGGUUUCAGUUGUCAUUGAAUGGAAGUAUAGGAAUCAUAUGUUGUCUGCAUUCUCGCGGGCCUUAUGUGCUCUAAUGCAGGGAUUUUGGUUUUAUACGGUUGGCUUUAUAUUAUACCCGCCGUUCUCUAGCGGACCAAUAGAGGAGAGCCAUCGAAAACAAAUGCUUAUAACUGCUCUGUUUUGUUGGCAAAUCGCUGUAAUCAUAGCUUUGAUGAAAUUUGUGAUUAUUUUGAGGGCAACCAAAGACACACAAAAGUGA
Molecule: messenger RNA, 756 nt
Organism: Oppiella nova
Lineage: Eukaryota; Metazoa; Arthropoda; Arachnida; Sarcoptiformes; Oppiidae
Source: the annotation of a GenBank genome assembly